CCCGCCUCUCCCUCCUGCCUUGGAGGAGGACGAGGCAGAAAAGAGCUGCGGCCCCACUGGAUUCUGGGAAGCUCUGACUCCCUGCAAUGGCUGCCGCAACCUGGGCUUCUCCAGCCUGUCGCAGGACUCAAAGCGUUCAGCGGAAUUCGUCACUUCUCCAUCUCUGGACGUUUUCCUUCCAGAGGAUGAGGACAACCCCUAUGAGUCCGUGACCACCGCUGUCACACGCAAACCCUGCUCACUCGAUAUCAACCAUGGGCUCAACACCUGUCCAGGCAAUGGUCACUUGUCCCAUGCAGCUGUGAGUGAGGGAGAGCACGGUAACCAUGACAACUGCUCAACGGGCCCCACUCCGGAUUGUUCGCCCCCCUCCCCUGACACAGCCCUGAAGAACAUCGAAAGAGUUAUCCGCCCACAGCCCAAGCAGCGUACCUCUCUGUCCUCGUCCCUGGACGUCCAGAGGCCGGUCAACCACAGCUGCGAGCCCAGUGAGGUGAGCUCGUCCCUCGGCUACGCCAGCUUCAGCACCAGCCCCCCUGCCAGCCCUCCCCUCAGCCCCAACCAGGAGGACUCUGCGGGCUCCAACGACGACUGUCAGCUCACAGACGACGGGCCAUACCAACGAGACCCGCCUCCUCCUCCUCCUCCUCCCUGCUCUUCCUCCACAUCAAACGCUCUGCUGGACGACCGCAGGAAGAGCCACAUCCCAGAGGAGUUUGCAGGCCUCCUUCAUGGGUCAUCCCCAGCUUGUGAAACUCCUGAUACGCCUUAUCAUCUUUACAGCCCCAAACCUCGUAAAUAUGCCUCUCCGGAAGUUCAGAGCAGCCUGUUGCAGACCCCAGAGUACAACAUUGUGAUUGGAGGAGGACCGACUCAGGUCUUCUCCAGGACAGGAAACGAUUCGUCACCUCAGAAAACCAUCAACGACCCCCAAAAGCCACAAGUGGUGUACCGGACUAUCUUCCACACCAGAGUCAACCAAGACCAGGCCCGCCCCCGGAACUGUGAGCAGGUGGAUUCACAACGUGGCUGGUCUACACUGGGCCGCCCACCGUCCUACUCCUCCUCUGGCCAAAACGGUGAGGUACCAGAGUUACGAGGGGUCCAGACAGGAAGCGGGCCCAAGGACAGUUUAUCGAGCGCUGGCUACGAAGAGAGGGCUUGCACCCUGGGGAGGAUGAGGUCUAUGCCCCGCAGUGUGUUGGACCUGCAGCUGUCCAAGUCUCUCUCCAAGUCUGAUUCUAACCUGGUAGCUGUGUCUCCUAUACAGGAGGAGCACAGUUGGGGGUCUGGAUCUCGAGGUCAGGGGCCUGGAAGUCCGAGCUCAGGAGAAGGAGCCAGCCCAGGGGGAAGACUGGAGAGGACGCCCUCCUUCACUGCUGAGUGGGAAGAGAUCGACAAGAUUAUGAGCUCUAUUGGGGCAGGAAUAAGCAGCGGACUGGACAUCAAGAAGGACACCUCAGGUCCCCGCUGCCCGCUGCAGUCCGUGGGUCAAUGGCUCGACUCCAUCGGCCUGGUCCAGUAUGAGAACCACCUGCUGGCCAAUGGAUUUGACAACGUCCAGUUCAUGGGCAGCAAUGUGGUGGAGGACCAGGACCUGCUGGAAAUUGGGAUUCUCAACUCAGCCCACAGACAACGCCUCCUGCAGGCAAUACGGCUGCUGCCUAGGGUGCGGCCUGUCGGUUACGAUGGCAACAACCCCACGUCGGUGGCAGAGUGGUUGGAGUCACUGGAGCUCGGUGACUACACCAAGUCCUUCCUCAUCAAUGGUUACACUUCCAUGGAGCUGGUCAAGAAGAUCUGGGAGAUUGAACUCAUUAAUGUAUUGAAGAUCAGUCUUAUUGGACACAGAAAACGGAUCUUGGCCUCGUUGGGGGACCGGCUACACGAAGACACCCCACAAAAACCUCCACGGGCCAUCUCCCUACGGGAGCCCGGUGGGAACCACACUCCUCCCCAGCUCAGCCCAUCGGUCGGCCAAGCAGCAUACACGGCGGGGGUCCCGGGUGGAUCUCUGGACGUGCAGCACCUCAUCAUGCAGGCAGACGCCCGGCGCAGGCAGCGCAGCAAUGACAACUACUUCGAGGACGUGCCGCGAUCCAAGCUGGAGCGACAGAUGGCCCAAGUCAGCAUGGCAGGCGAGUGGUGCGAGCCAAUCACAUUGCGUCCCCCCAACGAGGCCACCUCGUCCACCCCGGUGCAGUACUGGCAGCAUCACCCUGAGAAGCUCAUCUUUCAGUCCUGUGACUACGAAGCAUAUUACCUGGGCUCCAUGCUGGUGAAGGAGCUGAGAGGGACGGAGUCCACACAAGACGCUUGUGCCAAGAUGAGGAAGUCGACAGAACAGAUGAAGAAAGUGCCGACCAUCGUACUGUCUGUUUCCUACAAAGGAGUAAAGUUCAUCGACGCCACAAAUAAGAAUAUCAUAGCAGAGCACGAGAUCCGCAACAUCUCGUGUGCAGCUCAGGAUCCAGAGGAUCUGUCUACAUUUGCCUACAUCACCAAAGACCUCAAGUCCAGUCACCACUACUGCCACGUCUUCACUGCUUUUGAUGUGAACUUGGCGUAUGAGAUCAUUCUGACGCUCGGCCAGGCCUUCGAGGUGGCCUACCAACUGGCACUGCAGGCCAGGAAGAGCGGCCACGGAUCAUCCACACUGCCCGAGAGCUUUGACAGCAAGCCCAGCAAACCUGUCCCCAAACCCCGAGUCAACAUCCGCAAAUCUAUGGAGCAGCCGUCCAUGGACCAGAAGGGCCACGCCAACGUGCCGUGGAUUGUCGAGCCGGGUCAGGAAGCCAAGAGAGGAGUCAACACCAAGGCAAUGCCGGACGCUCAUGUCUAUUACUGUGGAAUACAAAGAAUGUAGCCAGCCCUAAACACGGACCUUGUCACACAUACAAUGCAAAAAGGACUACAAUGGACCCUCUUGCUUUCUUUUCAAAGGACUACAAACAUGGAUGCUACUCCACAGUGUUUAAGGUUGACUACAAAAUGUUGACAUUCAUCUACAUGCUUGACACAGUAAACAUUGGACCAACACACACACACGCACACACACACACACACACACACACACACUAGCAGGACUGCAUCGUGACAGACAACGGUCUGCUCUGAAUGUACACUCGUUUAAAAGCAGCCUCAACUUUCUGCAACUACCGCAGGAUCUGUUUUAUGUGCCCAACUGGGAGGCAUGACCCUUUGAACUUUUGGGAGGUCACAGGAUCUCCAUGGAGUAUGGAGUAUGGAGUGUGAGUAUGGUAAUGGACAAUGUGCUCAUGUAAAGGCACCAAUAGGCAUGUGUCAGUGUUGGAAUGGGGAUGGGUUCGAGGACGUCUGGCUGGAUCUUGUUUUCUUUAAAAAAGUUCAGAAAAUAAUAAGAGAUAUAUGCACAAGCGUGUAAAUGUGAUUGGACUAACUGCAACACGCUCAAGAUGCAACAGGUGUUUCCUGAUGUGUUGAUGAGACGCGUUUCUCAUUCCAGAGAAUGGCAAACGUACAAAAACAAAACAGCAUCUGGCGUUUAAAAAAAAAAAAAAAAAAAGUAUUCUAUUCGUAUUGCCCGACAUUUUAAUGUUUAAUAUGAGAGUAUUAUAUUACCAUGAUGAUUAUGAUUAUUCUUGUGCAAUUCUUGUCUACUGUUGUCUUAAUGUUACAUUAUUUUUCUAUGAUAUGCGGAGAUGAAAACCUUGGGCUUGAGAAUGAUGGCCAUCCUUUAAAAAUAAUCUAAAAAUACAUUAUCAUACUUGUACACAGGGAGUGAAUGUUGCAGGUGGCUAGCUAACUCUUGUCAGGUCAACCCUCCAUCAUUUCUCAUGGGGCUCUACUCUUAUCUAGCAGAUGUACUAUUUUAAACGCAGUAUUACUGUAUUAUUUGGAUGAGAAGUUAUCCAGUUAUAAAAUGUACAUAGAUAUUUUGCCAACUCAUUGUUCAUACAUGUAAUGUAAAAGAGAAAAAGAAUAAAGGAUUUGCAGUACGUGGCACUGGAGAGAAGGUACCAAAAUAAAGGUUGAAGAUGAAAAAAGACUAGGUGGUAGAUUGUAGAGAUUGUAUUUUGAGUGAAAACUGAAAUGGGUGACAUCACUGCUGACCAACAUGUACAUAGGCUUGGACUUCCAGCACACUGAUUUUUGUAAUUUUGGCCAUUAUUUAUAUCCUUGUAAAGCACAUGGAAUAAAAUAUGACU
Messenger RNA from Scomber japonicus (chub mackerel), 4187 nucleotides. It is a transcript of the gene anks1b, whose product is annotated as ankyrin repeat and sterile alpha motif domain containing 1B. The coding region runs from base 1178 to 2866 and encodes 562 amino acids. Gene Ontology annotation, molecular function: protein binding. NCBI's taxonomy places the organism in Eukaryota, Metazoa, Chordata, Actinopteri, Scombriformes, Scombridae. Gene Ontology annotation, cellular component: cytosol. The transcript is spliced from 19 exons. The record is from RefSeq and is a predicted model, not a curated record.